UCUGCCUGCACCACCUCGGCGGCAACUCGCACCAGAUGCGCAAGACGCUGCAGCCGUACUUUGACGAGCUGGCUGCCGCGUGUCCCGACCUCUGCUUCGAGCCGUGGUACGCCGACGGGCCAUUUCUGCUCCCGACGGCCCUGAACGGUGGUCUGGCGCGCGGAGGCCUGUCACAUCGCACCAGCACUGGCCAGGGAGCAACAAGGCAGACCGCGGGCGAGGCAGCCGAAGCGGCCCUCACCUACGUCUCGCUGAAGCGCGCCGUCGAUGCCGAGGAACACAGCGAGAGACUGCGUCCCUACAAGUACAAGCGAUCGACAGGGGAUGUCAGCGAACAGGCGCUAGCUCGCCUCGAUGCGGCCAUUGAGAAGAACCGCAGUGGUGGACUACUUCAGCGAGCCAGCGAGAUCCUGGACAGCAAAGCGAGUGCAGAGAGGAGGGAAUAAUCUAAUCACCCACUUGGUUGAUCGCCUUGACAUUCACUUUGCCUCCACUGUCUGGCACAAGACCAAGACCAAUCGUGACAGCAGUGCCAAUGCAGUGCUGAGCUCCCCAACCGCUAUUUCAUCAACCAGGCACAUGUCAGGAAUGAGGAUGGCCAGUAUGCAAUGUACUGUACUACAACGUCAG
Messenger RNA from Acaromyces ingoldii, 630 nucleotides. RefSeq lists its product as hypothetical. The transcript has a single exon. NCBI's taxonomy places the organism in Eukaryota, Fungi, Basidiomycota, Exobasidiomycetes, Exobasidiales, Cryptobasidiaceae. The coding region runs from base 36 to 446 and encodes 136 amino acids. The record is from RefSeq and is a predicted model, not a curated record.